This is a messenger RNA of Racocetra fulgida, 944 nucleotides long. The record is from the annotation of a GenBank genome assembly. Lineage: Eukaryota; Fungi; Glomeromycota; Glomeromycetes; Diversisporales; Gigasporaceae.
AUGGAACUUGCUUUGUUGCAUUUGUAAAAGAAAAAUUCGCCAUUGAAACAUCUAAAGCCGAUGAUGAUGUGUUAGAGACAGUUUCUAAGAACGUGUGUAAAAAUGAGAAAAUGAAAGUAGACAACAUUUUUGAAAUUAAUGAUAAACCCAAAUCAUUAAGUACUAAUGACACAACUGAAUUGUUAAAUAUCGAUAACGAAACAAAAAAUAAUAAAGAACUUGCGAGUAUUUCUCAAAAGAAUAUGGAUAGUUCUACAGAAUCUGAAUUGCCAAAGGAAAUUGAAACAUCUAAAUGCACAGAUAAUGCAAUUGAGGUGAAUAUGUAUACGGAAAUUCAAUCAGAAAAUAGUUAUGACGCUAAAUAUCGAUUAAAACGAAAGACCGUAAAAAAAUCUUUGGGUAAAGUAAAAAUAGAAAGUAAUAAUCCAUCUACAGUCUUUGGUCAAAACACAAAAUUCACCAAUGGUCUUGUUGGUGACUUUUUAGUUAUUGGUAAUGAAAAAUUUCAAAUUAUAAAAGUUGUUAACGAUAGUGAAUUAAAGGUCGAAAGACGGCAAUUUAAUUCGCUUGAUUUUGAAAAAUGGCAACAAUUUGAAAUCGAACCAAGAACAAAAGUAAAUGGAUUGCUUGAUGUAUAUUCUAUGGUUUUUACAAAAUAUGCAACAACAAACCCAUUUGGUAAAGAAGACAAACCAUUAAAAUUAACGAUAGUCAUGAAUCUUGGUAACAAAAUGGAUAUAAACAAUUAUGUGACCAAGUUUCGAGCCUAUUCCCUUAAAUUGUUUGAAAAGUUUCUGAAGGAAACAAACAAGCCUAUAGACGGGUCCUUAGAAAAAACAGAACAAAUUGUAUUUGAUGAUGUAUUUGGACUAGUUGGAAACAUAUCAAAAGCCAUUUCAUUUGGUUGGUAUGAAUCUAUAUUCGAAUAUUAUGCAGAUCUAGAG